AUGACCCUGCUCAGCCCUUAUACCCUCAAUGCUGUGGACACGGAGUGGCACCUGACCCAGCGGCUCUCCAAAUGGCUACGGGGGGAGAAGAUGCCAGGCAAACUCUUCCAGGGUCUCUACAGGCGUCAGAGUGAGAAGGGACUUCAAAAUCUUCACCAGAACCCUUUCACAGAGCAGGUGUGGGUGGUGGCCCAACCUCUGCUCACCCUGGACUCAUCCCAACUUGUGCCACACUCCUCCUCUUGCAGCCAGAGCCCUGCUAACUCCACCGGAACCUUCUCUGCCUUCACACAUGCUCUCAGGGUUCCUCAGUCUUUGCCCCUUGAAAUAACCCCAAGCAGAUCCCAGAGCUUUCCAUCACUGGUGCUGACUAACCCCAUUUUGGCAAUCACUCCUCCCUGUUCGGAUAUAAGGGACCAGUCCAAUCUACACAGAAGCUUCAGCCUCACAUCCAGCUCAAAGCUUCUGCCCUAUGCUCAGCUCAGGCCUGACCUGGGCUUGCAGAACCGCCUCCUCUCCCCCUUCUACAUCUCAAGCUGGUCCAGCGUCAGCUUCCCACCUCCAAGUGCCCCAGGACCCCAGGCUUCUGAGGCCAUCCGCACCAAAGCUGUGUUCCAGACACCAGAGCUGGAGGAGAGCAAUGCCUGGAUGGCAGUGAAGGAGGCUCCAAUGGAGAACACCAUGACCAUCAGCCUCACCAACCCUCCCGAUGCUGUCAUUGGCUGCUACCAGCUGAGCACCAAGGUUUCCUCUUGCCGCAAACACAGUAACCGGAAUCUGGGUGAGUUUGUUCUGCUUUUCAACACAUGCUGCCCAGAUAGGAGCUCCUGAGAUGAUGUGUUUCUGGCCACAGAGGAAGAGAGACAGGAGACGUACGUGCUCAAUGACAGCAGGAUCAUCUUCCGAGGAGUGGAGAAGCACAUCCGAGCCCAAGGCUGGAACUUCGGGCAGUUUGAGGAGGACAUCCUGAACAUCUGCUUCUGCAUCCUGGACCGAAGCCCUAGUCACCAAGAUGACCCAGCCACCGAAGUGUCCCACUGCCACGACCCCAUCUACGUCACUGGAGCCAUCAGCGCCAUGGUGAACAGCAACGAUGACCAGGGGGUGAUACAAGGCCAGUGUCAGGGCAAGUACGGUGGCAGCACCAGCUCACUGCACUGGCGUGGCGGCAUGGCCAUUCUGCACAAGUCGUUCAAGGGCAGGUUCAAGCCAGUCAGAUACGGCCAGUGCUGGGUCUUCGCUGGAGUCAUGUGUACAGUCUUGCAAGCAUCCUGCUCUUCACUCCUUGGGUGCUUGGGGAUUGCGACACGGGUUGUGUCCAAAUUUAACUUGGCCCAUGACACGGGCAGGAACCUGAGUGUGGACAAGUACAUAGACUCCUUCAAGCGGACGCUGGAGGACCUGAUGGAGGACAGCAUGUGGAAUUUCCAUGUCUGGAAUGAGAGCUGGUUUGUCCGGCAGGACCUGGGCCCCUCUUACAAUGGUUGGCAGGUUCUGGAUGCCACCCCCAGGGAGGAGAGCGAAAGCGUGUUCCAGGGCGGCCCGGCCUCAGUCACCGCCAUCUGCGAGGGCGACGUGCACCGGGCCCACGACAGUCCUGUGUUUGCGGAGGUCAACGCGGACUUCAUCACCUGGCUCUGGAAUGAGGAUGAAGCCGGGAGCGUGUGUCCUCAGACACUAAGUACUAAGAAGAUCGGGAGGUGCCUCAGCACCAAGGCAGUGGGCAGCGACUCCCGCGUGGACAUCACCAGCCUCUACAAGUAUCCGGAAGGAUCCCAGAAGGAGAGACAGGUGUACAGCAAGACCAUGAAGAAGCUGUUAAGAGUGGAAACCUCUGGCAGGAGAGCCCAGGUCCACAGUGUGGGCAGCCAUGAUCUCUGGCGUGAUGACCUCCUGGAGCCUGCCACUAAGCCCAGCAUCACUGGAAAGUUCAAGGUGCUGGAGCCGCCCGUGCUGGGCCAUGACCUGAGGCUGGUCCUUUGCUUGGCUAACCUCACCUCCCAGGUCCAGCGGGUCCAAGUCAACAUGAGCAGUGCCACCAUCCUUUACACCUGCAGGCUGGUGGCAGAGAUCCUACAUGAAUCCCAUGCAGUGAAGCUGGGGCCAGAAGAAGAUAAGAAUGCCACAGCUGGGUGGGACCUGGUUGGCCCAGCUCCUUUUCCAGGAGGGUUGGGGUUGGGGGCAGACUUCCCAGCAUCCUACAUUCAUUCCCAGGAAAAAAAGGGAUAUUUCUGUGCAUUUGCAGAUGAGAAAACUGAGGUUCAGAGGGGCUGA
Eubalaena glacialis (North Atlantic right whale) is the source of this 2274-nucleotide messenger RNA. It is a transcript of the gene TGM6, whose product is annotated as transglutaminase 6. Gene Ontology annotation, molecular function: protein-glutamine gamma-glutamyltransferase activity. The record is from RefSeq and is a predicted model, not a curated record. Gene Ontology annotation, biological process: peptide cross-linking. NCBI's taxonomy places the organism in Eukaryota, Metazoa, Chordata, Mammalia, Artiodactyla, Balaenidae.